AUGUCUCUUGGAGGCACAACCAUUGAAACACUGAAGAUUCAGGAGAACUUAACCUGUAAGCCGAAGAACCAGACAUUCAGGCUGAAAGCAGAGAAUCAGACGAUGGGAAUUCAUUGCACCACCAUUGAGGAGGACGACUUGGGAGGAUGGAGUGACCGUUGUGUUCUCUCUUGCUGGACCCAGAAGGAUCCAGUGCUGGGUGCGAUCACCUACGUGGGGCUGAGCUUCUCUCUGCUGUGCCUCCUCCUGGUGGCCCUCACCUUCCUCCUGUGCCGGCCCAUCCAGAACACCAGCACCUCGCUCCACCUGCAACUCUUGCUCUGCCUCUUCCUGGCCCACCUGCUCUUCCUCACAGGCAUCAACAGGACAGAGCCCAAGGUGCUGUACUCUGCCACCGCUGGGGUGCUGCACUGCCUCUACCUGGCCUCCUUCACCUGGAUGCUCCUGGAAGGGCUGCAACUUUUCUUAAUUGUCAGGAACCUCAAGGUGGCCAACUAUCUCAGUGCAAGCAACUUCAAGAAGAGGUUCAUGUACCCUUUUGGCUAUGGGGUCCCAGCUGUGAUUGUGGCUGUGUCUGCAGGCAUUGGAUCCAGUAAUUAUGGAACCCACACUCCGUAA
Molecule: messenger RNA, 618 nt
Organism: Trichechus manatus latirostris (Florida manatee)
Lineage: Eukaryota; Metazoa; Chordata; Mammalia; Sirenia; Trichechidae
Product: putative adhesion G protein-coupled receptor E4P
Exons: 4
Coding region: 1-618 (205 amino acids)
Biological process (GO): cell surface receptor signaling pathway; adenylate cyclase-activating G protein-coupled receptor signaling pathway
Cellular component (GO): plasma membrane
Molecular function (GO): G protein-coupled receptor activity
Source: RefSeq, a predicted model, not a curated record